Molecule: messenger RNA, 745 nt
Organism: Poecile atricapillus (Black-capped chickadee)
Lineage: Eukaryota; Metazoa; Chordata; Aves; Passeriformes; Paridae
Gene: TMEM127
Product: transmembrane protein 127
Exons: 3
Coding region: 44-745 (233 amino acids)
Biological process (GO): negative regulation of cell population proliferation; negative regulation of TOR signaling
Cellular component (GO): membrane
Source: RefSeq, a predicted model, not a curated record
UCAGUCCCUCUGUCCAUCUGUCCGUGUCCCCCUGUCCGUGGCCAUGUACGCGUCGGGCUCUGCGGGCUCUCGGCGUGGCCGUCGCGGCGCGGCGGUUCCGAAGCAGGCCGAGCGCAGCCUGGCGUCGGCGCUGCCGGGGGCUCUGGCCAUCACGGCGCUGUGCACGGCGCUGGCCGAGCCGGCCUGGCUGCGCAUCCACGGCGGCACCUGCGCGCGCCAGGAGCUCGGCGUGGCCGACGUGCUGGGAUUCGUCAAACCCGAGCUGCUCCGCGAUUUCUGUAUGAACCCACAGACUGUGCUGCUGCUCCGGGUUAUUGCUGCUUUUUGCUUCCUGGGAAUUCUCUGCAGCCUCGGCGCUUUCCUGCUCGACGUCUUCGGACCCAAACACCCGGCGCUGAAAAUCACGCGGCGCUACGCCUUCGCCCACAUCCUCACAGUUUUGCAGUGCGCCACGGUGAUCGGUUUCUGCUACUGGGCGUCGGAGCUGCUCCUGGCGCAGCAGCAGCAGCACAAGAAGUACCACGGCUCUCAGGUGUUCGUCACCUUCGCCGUCAGUUUUUACCUGGUGGCCGGCGCGGGCGGCGCCUCCAUCCUGGCCACGGCCGCCAAUCUCCUCCGGCACUACCCCAGCGAGGAAGAGGAGCAGGCGCUGGAGCUGCUCUCGGAGAUGGAGGAGGCCGAGCCCUACGGGCCCGACUACGAGGUGGUCAAUCAGUUCCAGCCGCCGCCCGCCUACACGCCCUGA